This is a messenger RNA of Spea bombifrons (plains spadefoot toad), 8358 nucleotides long. It is a transcript of the gene TG, whose product is annotated as thyroglobulin. Gene Ontology annotation, biological process: thyroid hormone generation. The record is from RefSeq and is a predicted model, not a curated record. Bases 1 to 8145 code for a protein of 2714 amino acids. The transcript has 47 exons. NCBI's taxonomy places the organism in Eukaryota, Metazoa, Chordata, Amphibia, Anura, Pelobatidae.
AUGGGGAUUGUCGUCAGACCCGAGACGAUGCUGUCGGUGUACGGCGUGCUCUUCAUCAUGGGAACGGCUUCCGCUGUGACAUCUGAAUACCAGCUGGACUCGCAGACUCUGCUUCCAUGCGAACUAGCCAGAGAGAAGGCCAGCAGGAACGGAGCAGACUACAUCCCCCAGUGCUCCGACGAUGGAUUAUUCAGGAACAUCCAGUGCACUAGAAAUGGCCUGUCCUGCUGGUGUGUAGAUGUUGAUGGUGAUGAGGUCCCAGGCAGCCGACGGACAGGGUCCCCUCCAUUGUGCCUAUCGUUUUGCCAGCUUAAAAAGCAGCAGAUCUUGGUGAGCGGUUAUAUAAAUCGGACCUCGACAUCCUACAUCCCGCAGUGCAAAGAUUCCGGGGCGUUUGAAUCAGUACAAUGCAACCAUAACCUAGGGCAAUGCUGGUGUGUGGACACUGAGGGAAUGGAGAUCUACGGAACACGGCAGAUCGGGAAACCUAAACAAUGUCCCCGGAAUUGCGAGAUCAGAGAUCGUCGAAUCCUUCAUGGUGUCGGGGAGAAGGUUCCUCCUCAUUGUUCUGACAAUGGGGAAUUUUCACCUGUUCAAUGCAAACUGGUCAACACUACAGACAAGAUGAUUUUGGAUAUAGUUACAAGUUUCAGCCGAUUUCCAGAUGCCUUUAAGUCAUUUACGUCCCUCCGGGAAUCAUUCCCAGAAAUUUCUGGAUACUGUUACUGUGCGGAUAGGCUUGGACGGGAACUUGCCAACACUGGUUUGGAGCUUCUGUUGGAUGAGGUCUACGACACGGUCUUCGCAGGACAAUCCCCCUCUCGCUCCUUCACGGGAACAACUAUCUAUCGCAUUCUACAGAGACGAUUCCUGGGCGUUCAGCUAAUUACGUCUGGCAAAUUCAGAUGCCCUACUACAUGUGAGGUUCAGAGGUUUACUGCCGCUCAAAUGGGGGGUGUUUAUAUACCAUCUUGUACCGAGAAUGGGGAUUUUGAAGCUGUCCAAUGUCAAACCGGUGGUCAGUGUUGGUGCGUGGAUUCUAAAGGACGGGAAAUCUAUGGAUCUCGAUUACAAGGGAAACUCCCCAACUGCAAUAACUAUCAAGAUUGUUCAAACAGGAGAAGACAGGCUUUGUCUAGUUUGUUUUAUGGACCCAGUGGACCUUUUGGCCAACGUAACCUGUUUGAAACGCAAGAGGAGGAAUUUGGUCCACGACUAGGAUCCAAACACUGUUCAUCCUAUGUCUUGGAAACUUUUGUUAAUUCGGGACUCUUAAAUCCAAUUGAUGAGAAAUUUGGAGACAAAAAAACUAAAAUGGACAAUUUUAUUAGUGACAUGGUCACUGGACUGUUCCCUUCGAGAGACCUAAUACAGUUGGCUUUAAAAUUUACCAAAAACCCAAAGAGAUUUCAACAAAAUUUGUUUGGUGGAAAAUACCUAAAAAACAUGGGUUCGUUUAAUUUCACCGGAGCAGUGGGCGUCAGGAGCAAAUUUAAUUUUAGUGGAUUUUUCCAGCAAAUUGGCUUAACAGGAAUGUACAGCGGAGGUAACUUCAAGGAACUCGCCAAGUUAUUUUCAUCUGAAGAAGAUUCGUACUUAACUAAAGAUUCAUCCAAUUUCUCCAAGCAAAGCUUUAACCUGAACCAGCCCAUUCAAGCCAGUUUUGGGCAAAUUGUGAACCUCCAAGAAAAUCAAAAUCUUGUCGCGCUUUUUGUUUCGAUUCUUGAGCUUGAGGAAUUUUCGAAAUUUCUCAGAGAAGUUGUCUCUGUCCCACCAAAGAUUUCCGAAGACGUUUCUGAAACCGUGAAGAUCGUUCUACAGUCGAAAGCCUGUCCGAAGAGGGACACCAACGUCUUCGUACCGACGUGCACCCAAGAUGGCGGAUACGAUGAAAUUCAGUGUAGUGUAUCAGAGUGCUGGUGCGUUGAUGAUUCGGGCGAAGAAAUAGAGGGAUCGAGAACACGAGGGAAAAAGGCGAGAUGUCCCACAAAAUGUGAAAAAGAACGUGACAUGCAAAAAUUAAUAAAGAAAAGUCGGCCUGCCGGGUCAGAGCUGUUUAUUCCCUCGUGUGAUAGGAAUGGAAAUUUUUGGACUGUCCAGUGCAUUGGUAAAAAAUGCUUCUGUGUUGAUUUCGAUGGACAAAUUAUUCCCGGAACCCAGAAAUUGUCUGGAGAAAAUAUUCAGUGCCCCAGUAAUUGUCAGUUGACCGCAAGCAAGGAGUUUCUUCGGAGCUCCGGAGAACUAUUAUCUGGUUCUAGAACAGUAUCUCAGCUUUCGGAAGUUUUCAUUCCCCAGUGCUCCGAGGACGGAGACUGGAAACCCGUUCAGUGUAGCGGACCGACCGAGCAAGCCUUUGAGCUCUACCAAGCCUGGACAACACUGAACAGAAACAUCUCUUUCUCAGAAACCCCUCGUGUCAUUCUGACCUACAAAAAGACUUCUUCUCAGAGUUUUUCAGACUUCGUUCUAGCACUUUAUACCAACGGACAUCAAAACGUGUUUCCUUUUUUUUCCAAAUAUUCCUCGUUUAGUGCUAUCCCAGAAGAUGUUUUAGGUGGAAACAUAACAGUGCAGACAGAUAAUGUCCUACUAAACCCUUAUCUAUUCUGGAGAAUCCUAAGCGGAGACCUAACUUAUUACCCCGGCGCUUACAGUGACUUUUCGGUACCUUUAAGUCACUUCGAUCUGCGUACUUGCUGGUGUGUUGACCCAAAUGGACAGAAAAUCCAGGGGUCGGAAGUGAUGCCGAACAAAAUUCCAAAAUGUCCCGGGAGGUGUGAGAUUGCCAAACUGAAGAGCUUGCAGUUCAUAGAGGAAGCAGAAGAUUUCAUUGAGGCUUCGAACACUUCUCGUUUUCCUUUCGGACAGAGCUUCUUAUUGGCAAACGGAAUACGACUUUCAGAAAUGGAUCUGCUCCAUGCUGAUGGCUCCUUCAAAUCAGGAGUAACCUUCUCAGAGAGCUUCAUGAACAGAGAUAAUUAUCACCUGCAACUGGCUGCACAAUCCACCCUGCAUUUUUACUGGAGAAGAAGGUUUGCUUCUUUUGGCGAGACCACCCAGUCGGCAUAUGUACCUUACGUACCCCAAUGUGAUGAACUGGGAGAAUGGGAACCAGUGCAAUUUUAUGAGAGUACUGGUCACUAUUGGUGUGUGGAUGAGGAUGGAAACUAUAUUCCCGAUUCCCUGGUGACACGGACAUCACGUCCUCCACAGUGUCAGACGUCGUGUCAGAGAAGUCAGCUGAAUGCUCUGAUUGCCAGUUGGAUACCACAGUCUUUCCAGUCUAAUUCAAGUAGUGUUCCUGAAUCAUUAAUCCCAGAUUGUACUGAGACGGGGCAAUAUACCCCAUUACCAACUUCAGAGACAGACUUUGAUUGCAUGUUACCCAUGAACAAAGAUGCAAUGGCACAAGGCAUGAAUGGGCGUAAUAAUUGUCCAGUCUGCCCGUUCCCCUUCAGUUCCAAGAAUAUAAAACACGGAGCAGUGUUUUGCGAGGAAGUAACGGAAGGAGGGCUAAAGUUUCAGAAGUGUCAGGUGAAAUGCCGGAAGGGCUAUCACAACGUAAUUCCCAGCGAGACGUUUCUGUGUGAUCUGAACAGCCGUGUCUGGGUUUCCCAACCUCCGCAUCCCCAAUCCUGCCAAAGAGUUGGCUCUUUCCAGACCGUCCAAACAGAGGUGUCUUUCGAACUCCUUCUCCCGAGCAGUAAAACCUGCAUGGCGGAUUAUUCUGGAUUACUCCAAGCAUUCCGAACAUUCAUACUAGAUGAUCUCAAGGCUCGUGGGUUAUGUCAUAUUCAGGUGAACUAUUUUGGAAACAGAGGUUUAGGAACAGUUCCAGUCUGCGAUGAUUCCACGGUCCACGUGGAAUGUUUGUCCACAGAUCGCUUAGGGGUGAAUGUCACGUGGAGAGCUCAGUUAGAGAAUAUCCAAGUGCCCUCGCUACCUAGUUUACAUGACAUUGAAAAAGCAAUUGUCGGCGAAAACCUGAUUGGACGCUUCCUGUCCAUUAUUAAAACUGGCAACUAUACUCUGAAUUUGGACUCUAAGCUCUUCAUCGCUGAUACGACAGCGUUCUUCCCACGCGAUGAAGAUUUCGGCGUAUCUCCACAAGUCUACCUGGGCUGCAAAGAUGGAUUCCAGAAAAUAUCGAAUUCCGAUGAAGGGGCUAGGAAUCUGGGUGGAUGCGUUAUUUGCCCACCUGGAACUUCUGCUCAGGAAGGCCCAUGUAGACCAUGUCCCAAAGGUUCUUACCAGGAGAACGCCGGAAGCCCAGCCUGCAUGAAAUGUCCGCUAGGGACAACUACUGCCUAUUCGGGAGCCUACAAGAAAAGCCAAUGUGAGACCAGCUGCCAGAUGAACACUGUUGGCUUGUUGUGUGAUGAUAAAGGCCGGUACCUACCGUCCCAGAAGGAUGAGACAAUGAAGAAAUAUUAUUGUGUCGAUGUUUCUGGAGAAAAGUUGGCAUGGACAGAAGUUGAUUCCAAACUCACGAAUGAUCAGUGUUUAGCGUUAAGAAGGUUCCAAUUAGUUUCCGAGGACAAGAUUAUCCUCUUGACGGAUGAAGAUUCUGUAAAGAUUAAGUCCAAGCGAAUAGAUGGACAGAAGGAGAAAUAUUUGGAUUGCUUUAUGGACUGUGUGAUGGAGGAAUCGUGCGACUACCUCAGCGUGUCCACUAACGGAUCUCAAACGGUUUGCCAACAAUAUAGCGGGGAUGAGCCUAAUAUCGUCUGCACAACUACUAAGCAGAUGCAGGGAGUCCUCGGAAACGCAGCCUCUGCCAGCAUGGAAGGCCUCACUUGCCGGUUUAAAAUAAAACCAACCUCUACGAACAGCCUUACCGUUUAUCGCAAAAAGGGACAUGAAUCUCCCGAGAUUGGUCUGGGAAUGUAUGAGAAGACAGAGUUCGGAAACACAGUUUCAGGAGUGUACAAUACGUCGGUUUUCUCCGCGGAGGACACGAGUCUAACCGACGCGCUUUCCUUUUGCCGUCAGACGUGCCGCCGGGACCCCUGCUGUAAUGGAUUCAUACUCAGCCAGGUUAUUUUAAACAGAGGUACAAUUCUUUGCGGCUUGCUGAGCUCUCCAGACGUUCUUUUGUGUCAUGUGAAUGACUGGAGUGAAACCUCAACGCUGGGAGGUGAUGGAGUGUGCAAAGGUGUUAGAUCCAACAAGGAGAAGAAGACCUUUUCAUUCUACCUGGGAGGACAAGAAUUCACAGGCAGUUACUCGCUGUUGUCCAAGAGCCUUGGUAAAGUGGAAUAUAGCACGGAAUUAACCACUGAAGUGAAAGAAGAAAUCCAGCGCGUCUUCAUCACUUUCCAGAGGGUUUUCCUGCUCAGAGAUCCUGAUAAGAAGACGUUGGCCGGUGACUCUGGAUGCCGUCCCAUUGACGGACUAGUACAGGCUUCUCCUAUUGUGUCAGAUUCUGUUAUGGAGCUUUUCGUUCCUGUGGAAAGUGAUACGGUGACAGUCGACAAGGAGGCUUCACUAGCAAAGCAGCAAUACUGGAUUUCCAAACAACGUUACUCCUCUAAACAAGCUACCCAGUGGUGUCUUACACGAUGCAAGGAAGAAGAGUCUUGGUGUCGUCUGGCAGAUUUACAAGACUCCACAAAAGAAUAUUUCACAUGCAUCAUUUACCCAGAAACACGGAAAUGCAGGAAUACAAAUGACCCGGUGCCCGACCGAUGCGAUAUCGCCUUAAACAGCAAUCCCCAGCUCUUACAUAGCAGAAAAGAGAUUCUGGGUAACAAGGUGAAACACUUUUACACGAAUUUACCGUACCGCAAACUAACUGAAAUAUCUGUGAGGAACAAGAUUAGCAUGACUGGGAAAAGUGUAUCAAACGGAUUUUUCGAGUGUGAGCUCCAAUGUGAUGCAGACCCCUGCUGUAAAGGGUUCGGAUAUUUGCAGCAAUCCAGACUGACAGGAUCAGAAUUGCUGUGUUUAACCCUUGGAAGUCUGGGGAUCCAGUCCUGCAGUGGUACAGACAGUAGCUCCUGGCGUGUUACCGACUGCAGUACUCUCAAUGAAGGCAUGGAGAGUCAUCCCUUUGGGUGGUUCCAGAAGCCAGAAGACCGUCAAUCCUUUACUUCUGCUCUCUGUCCAGCUACAGAUGUUUCUAUCAAGGAGAAAGAAGGGUUACUGGAUGAUUGGCAGCUCUUAGAUGCGUCGUCUGUGAGCAUCGAUUCAUCGCUGACAGACUAUGAUUCGGUCCAGAUCAGCGGAGACUCUCCUAAAACCAUAGAAAUAGCUCAAAAUUACUGUUUAUCAGUCUGUUCCCGCGCUCAGUCUUGUGUUACCGCUACAGUUGAAGUUCUACAGACCAAAGUCCGUUGUCUUUUCUAUCCCGAGACCCAGAGCUGCUACCAUAAUCUAAACAAGCAUCAAUGCAGCGUUUUAGUAAAGGAACCGGCUACUUACAUCUUUCGGAAGAAAGUUUCUACACGUUCAUCAGUGACCAUUUCAUCCGGUGCGUCUCUGUUUGGCAAAUCACAAGCCAUUCAGAUCGGAUCAGAUAUAAAAUAUGUAAAUCAGUUCCUUGGCAUCCCUUACGCUGCUCCUCCGGUUGGUGAUAACAGGUUCCGUCCUCCACAGCCGUAUAACUGGACGGGCACAUGGAAUGCCACCACAACAAGGUCUAGUUGCUUACAGCCAGGGGAUGGAAAGGCCCAGUACGGCUCAGUUAGUGAAGACUGCCUCUAUCUCAACGUAUUUGUUCCUUACAAUACUGGAACAGGCAAAGCUACCCUCCUUUAUUUUCACAACAGCCCAAGUGACUACAGCGAAAACGGGCAAACCUUUGUUGACGGAUCUUACAUGGCGGCCGUGGGUGACAUUAUUGUUGUGACUGCGAGUUACAGAGUUGGCGUUUUUGGUUUUUUAAGCACUGGUAACACUACGCCGAGUGGAAACUGGGGUCUUUUUGAUCAAGCCGCUGCCUUGAAAUGGGUUCACGAAAACAUUGGUCAUUUUAGAGGAGACGCUGGGGUGGUUUCCAUAGCUGCUGAUCGAGCUGGGGCUGAUAUUGCCAGCAUCCACUUAUUAUUGGCCGACACCACAGCUUUCAAAAGAGCCCUGCUUAUGGGAGGUUCUGCCUUUUCCCCGAUGUUGGUCAUCAGUGAGAGAAGCGCUCAGGAUCAGGUCCGAUUUUUGGCCAACGAAGUUGGAUGUUUGGCAUCUAACAAUGAAGAUGUUGUUUCUUGCCUUCGGAAAAUGGCUGCCGAUACACUUAAUGCCGCUCAGACCAAGCUACUGGCUCAAAGAGGUCCAUUUCAAACAUGGGGGCCGGUUGUGGAUGGCAUCUAUAUACGAGACAAGCCAUCUACACUAAUAGAGAAGGAGAUACAGCGGAACAUUGACCUGUUCAUAGGAAGCGCUGAGCAAGAUGGCCUCAUAGUCAGAGCAAAGGCCAUUAAAAGAUUUGAAGAAAGUCAAGGAAGAGGUGACAGUAAAAUGGCCUUUUACCAGGCCCUCCAGAAUUCACUAGGAGGGGAAGAAAGGAAUCUACGAGUUCAAGAUGCUGCCGUGUGGUUUUAUUCUUUGCAGCAUUCAACCGAUGAUUAUUCUGGUUUCUCAAGAGCAUUAGAAAAUUCUACACGUGAUCACUUCAUUGCCUGCCCAGCAAUCAAAAUGGCAGAUUACUGGUCAGAACAUUCAAAGGGUAGAGUUUUCAUGUACUAUGUGCCCGAGUCUUUUUCACAAAGCAGCUCUGGCUUGGAUCUUCCCGAAGAUGUUAUAUAUGCGUUUGGCCUCCCCUUUCACUCAAAUUAUAAAAAUCAAUUUUCGAUUGAGGAGCAAAACAUUUCUUUGAAGAUUAUGCGAUACGUCACCAACUUUGUGAAAACAGGAAAUCCAAAUUUCCAGUAUCCCUUUACCAGGAAAUUAAUGAGAGAUUUACCAGUGUGGCCUCAGUAUCUUGGAUCCAACAGUGGAGAUAACUACAAGAAAUUUAGUGUUUCAUUGUCAAACAGCCAAGGACUGAAGAAAGCUGAGUGUUCAUUCUGGAAUGACUAUAUCCCGCUGCUUAAAUCUACUACAGGGUCACAAAGUGAAAUCUUGCCAACGAAAAAUAGCAUUGGAGGCAUUUUUAAAACUGUCACCAGUCCAUCUGGACCCAAGCCAGAGAAGGAGGCUUAUAAUUGACAUUCGCCCAUUGGAGAACAGUCAACAAACUCACAUGUUUUUCAGUUUUCAGAACAGAACCAAGGGCCAAUUAGGUGAUUGUUAGAAUAAGAAUGUCGGUUUUGUGUGUUGUGGGGUUACUAUAUCCCCUGGUCGCGGAUAGUGUUUGUAUCCUGUAAUAUAAUAAAGUUACUUAGUCGUCUUUCCUGUUACAGAAUAAAGUUAUUGAAAGCA